Paramecium primaurelia is the source of this 451-nucleotide messenger RNA. The record is from the annotation of a GenBank genome assembly. Lineage: Eukaryota; Ciliophora; Oligohymenophorea; Peniculida; Parameciidae.
AUGCUCCAAAAAUUUUCUAAAGUUGAGUAUUAAAGAAAGGUCUUGAAAUAAUAUUGAUAUUAAUAAGGAUUCGGCAAAGACUAAGUUCAAAGAUAUUGAUUUUAAAGGGAGGAAGGCUAAUUUUUCAUUCCUGAAAAUAUUAAAGAUAAAUUACAAUAUAUUUUAUUUAAAAAUACAAAAUAAUUUUCAGAAUUAAAUCGAAUUUAUUAUUCGUUACUUAUAAUUAAUUGGUCAACUCUUUUAUAAAAUAACCUUUAAAUGGAUAUAAAUAAUAAGUAUUAGAUUUCAAAGUUAUUUAAUUCAUAUUUAAGUUAUAUACCUUCCUUAAAGGAAAAGGAGUAUUUUUACCAUAUUGAAAUUAUUGAUUAUCUUUAAGAAUGGAAUGCUGAAAAAAAGAUUGAGUAGGUAUUUCAGCUUAAGAUCCUUAAGAGGAUACAAACAAAUUUAUUGA